UUGUGUGCUGUCGACAUCUCUAGUCGAUCCAUCUUCUGUCGAUCGACCUCAUGCUGUGACUCCAGCUCUUCUUCGCCUCCAUGGAUGCCAAACCAUCGCAUGGCCUCACGGUGGCCAUCCCUCCGGGACCUUCUCAAGAAGCCACUCGUAGCCAUUCUCACGACAUGGAGAAGGGAAUCCAGAACGAAGGAAAGCCUUCUGGGCCCCCGCCAGGGAUUCCUCCGGGGCCUCCAGGAGGAUGGCUCUGUCAGAGAAUGUCGAGAUCUCAGGAAAUUCUCUUCAACAUAAUGGUGGCCUUCCUUCAGCUCAUUCCACAGUCAACCUUGACCACCGUCUUCCCAGUCAGCAGAGACAUUGCCAUAUCCUUCAGGAUAGCCAAUCCAUCGGUUCUACCGUGGCUCGUCGCCGCCUAUGCAUCAACUUUUGGCACUUUUAUACUCAUCGGAGGGAGGCUUGGUGAUAUUUUUGGGCACAAGACCAUGGUUCUGAUCGGCUAUUCCUGGCUCGCCACCUGGAGUGUGAUUGCAGGUCUCAGUCACUACGUUGGCUAUGAACUGUUCUUCGUUGCAAGGGCUUUUCAAGGCUUAGGCUCCAGUCUGAUGGUACCAAACGGGCUCGCUCUGUUGGGACGAACAUAUCCACCUGGAUCGAAACAAAAGGUCAUUUCCUUUACUAUCUUCGGUCUGUGUGCCCCUAUUGGUGCUUACAUGGGCAUGAUCUUCGGCGCCCUCUUCACCAAAUUUGUAUCGUGGCAUUGGUCCUUCUACACUUUGGCCAUAGUCUGUGUGGCCUUGGCUUUGGCCGCACAAUUGGUAUUGAUCUCUCCUCCGCCAACUCCAAAGCAGAUGAAACCGAACAGGGACAAACUUCGCGACAUGGACUGGCUCGGUGCCAUCACGGGCGUGGGUGGAUUGAUUUGUGUUCAAGUCGCCCUUGUCUCAGCCCCGGCAUCAGGGUGGAGCACUCAGUACAUCUUCAUGCUUCUUAUCAUCGGUGUUCUACUGAUCGCUUUCUUUCUCAUCACUGAGCUCAGGAUUGCAGAGCAACCACUUGUCCCAUUCAAGAUGUUGAAAGCAGAUGUUGGCUUUGUGAUUGGAGCAGUGGCAUGCGGUUGGGCGAGCUUUGGUAUCUGGACCUGGUAUUUGUGGAAAUUUUUCUUGAGUAUCAAACACGACAGUCCAUUGGAUGCCGCUGUCCAUGUCUUACCCAUUGUACCUGUUGCACUUGCCGCGUCGAUACUGACUGCAUGGAUGAUGCGAAAUUGCAUGCCCUCCUGGACUCUCUUCUGGGCUCUCGUGGCGUUCAUGUUUGGCCCACUCCUCCUAGCUAUUGAUGCCAACCUUCAGGGAACGACAUAUUGGAGUUGGACGUUUUGCUCCUUGCUCAUCAUGCCUUUGGGAAUGGACAUGAGUAUGCCGGCGGCCACCUUCAUCAUGUCUAACUUCUUUCCUCCUCACCAACAGGGUCUAGCUGGAAGUCUCAUCAGCACCACCAUUAAUUAUUCCAUAUCCCUUGGUCUCGGACUGGCCUCAACGGUUGAAGUACACGUCAACAAUCAUGGUCGAGACCCUGUGGCUGGCGUUCGAGGUGGGUGGUUCAUGGGUGUUGGACUAGGUGGUUUGGGUGUCAUUAUCUGUGUGGCCUUUGUCGUCAAGUCAAUCUGGUAUCCCCCGCCCCAGCCUCAGAGAGGACCGCCGGGCCCUCAGAACGCACCGCCCACGGGAGGUUCCUUGCCAACACAGAUUCCUCCGCCAGAAAAGUCGAAUCGACCAACGCGCACCAAUACAGUCUCAAGCUUGGCAACCACCAUGGUCGGAGAGGGCCCUUUCAGCCCCAAGAGCAGCGACGCGGAAGCGUUCAAAUCUUUCAAUUUUGACACACCGCCACUGAGAUCUCCUGUUACUCCGAGAGCGGUAUCACCGACGAAAACGACACCAAACCACACGUCUUCUGACUUGUUGCAAUUUUCUCCGACGUGGCCGAUGAAUCCAUCUCACAUGGACGCAUCCCAUCCGAACAGGUCAUCGUCAAAAGCGCAAAGCCCGACUCACCUGCACCGUUAUCAUCUCAGUGAGAGCACGACGGCCUCGAGAUCCCGAACGAACUCGCAGAGUCAGCUGGCGUCACAUCCCGCACAAACACCCACAUCUCGACCGUCACAAUUCAUACCUCUACCGACUGAACUCGAAGCCGCCUACCGUGGUCGCGGCAGUUGGGAAUCUGGUGAAGAUGAUGAUAACGGUCGUGACAGAGAGGAUUCAUGGGUCCUCGGAAGACAUCAGCCGCUUCCACAGCAGCAAAGGACCAUUCACAUGCGGGCCGCGUCGACAUCCCACGGAAAGGACGUGGAUGGUUUUGAUCUUAACAAGAAACACAUGAUGUUGAGAACCAUAAUAGACGGGGACUCUCGACGGACGACAAUGUGCGGUCUUGAUCAAUACAUGCACGACCGAGGAAUCCCUAUAUGAUGGGAGUAUUUGGUUGGGGGGGG
Exophiala oligosperma is the source of this 2491-nucleotide messenger RNA. RefSeq lists its product as uncharacterized. Gene Ontology annotation, molecular function: transmembrane transporter activity. The record is from RefSeq and is a predicted model, not a curated record. NCBI's taxonomy places the organism in Eukaryota, Fungi, Ascomycota, Eurotiomycetes, Chaetothyriales, Herpotrichiellaceae. The transcript has 2 exons. Gene Ontology annotation, biological process: transmembrane transport. Gene Ontology annotation, cellular component: membrane. The coding region runs from base 81 to 2468 and encodes 795 amino acids.